This is a messenger RNA of Talpa occidentalis (Iberian mole), 2482 nucleotides long. It is a transcript of the gene PPIE, whose product is annotated as peptidylprolyl isomerase E. Gene Ontology annotation, molecular function: RNA binding; peptidyl-prolyl cis-trans isomerase activity. Gene Ontology annotation, biological process: protein peptidyl-prolyl isomerization; protein folding. Gene Ontology annotation, cellular component: intracellular membrane-bounded organelle. The record is from RefSeq and is a predicted model, not a curated record. Lineage: Eukaryota; Metazoa; Chordata; Mammalia; Eulipotyphla; Talpidae. Bases 126 to 1016 code for a protein of 296 amino acids. The transcript has 10 exons.
AAACCAUUUAACAGGAACACCUCAUCUGGGCUCCGAGCUUUGGUAGAGACAUAUUAUGGACUUCAAACCCUCCCGCCCAUUUAUUUUGUAAAGCUUCAACGCCGCCCUCUGCCGUAAAGGAAGGGAUGCCAGAUCAGCGAGGAGGACUGGCAGAGGAGGUGGACGACAAAGUUCUUCAUGCUGCAUUUAUCCCUUUUGGAGACAUUACAGAUAUUCAAAUUCCUCUGGAUUAUGAAACAGAAAAGCAUCGAGGAUUUGCUUUUGUUGAAUUUGAGUUGGCAGAGGAUGCUGCAGCAGCUAUCGACAACAUGAAUGAAUCUGAGCUCUUUGGACGGACAAUUCGUGUCAACUUGGCCAAACCAAUGAGGAUUAAGGAAGGCUCAUCCAGACCAGUUUGGUCAGAUGAUGACUGGUUGAAGAAGUUCUCUGGAAAGACUCUUGAAGAAAAUAAAGAAGAAGAAGGGUCAGAACCUCCCAAAGUAGAACCCCAGGAGGGAGAGCCCACUGUGAAGAAGGCCCGGUCAAACCCUCAGGUGUACAUGGACAUCAAGAUUGGGAACAAGCCGGCUGGCCGCAUCCAGAUCCUCCUGCGUUCAGACGUCGUUCCCAUGACGGCAGAGAAUUUCCGCUGCCUGUGCACCCAUGAGAAGGGCUUUGGCUUCAAGGGGAGCAGCUUCCACCGCAUCAUCCCCCAGUUCAUGUGCCAGGGGGGCGACUUCACGAAUCACAACGGCACAGGGGGCAAGUCCAUCUACGGGAAGAAGUUUGAUGAUGAAAACUUCAUCCUGAAACACACAGGACCAGGCCUGCUCUCCAUGGCCAACUCUGGCCCAAACACGAAUGGCUCCCAGUUCUUCCUGACGUGUGAUAAGACAGAUUGGCUGGAUGGCAAGCACGUGGUGUUCGGGGAGGUCACAGAAGGUCUGGAUGUUCUGCGACAGAUUGAGGCCCAGGGCAGCAAGGACGGGAAACCAAAGCAGAAGGUGCUCAUCGCUGACUGCGGGGAGUACAUGUAAGACGGCACUUUCUCUGCAUGGCUCCUGUAUCAGGAGCCGUCGGGCCAGAAACCAGCACCUGAGUGUGUCCCCUUGGCAGCACGUAGGGGUUUGUGUCCUGGCCCUACCUCAGGGUCAGCUUGGAGCAGCUCCCUUGCAGGUGCAGCCUGGGCUUCCUCAGGGCUCUUCCCCAAGUUUGGCCCUGCACCCAGGAGCAGCUUAGGCAUCCCUUGUGGAUGGCUGUGCUUGGCCUUUUCCAGACUUUUGCUGCCAGGGCCUUUCCUGGGCCCACGAGUGUGGCUUUUGGAUGAUUCUUGUGGUAAAAUAAAUCUUAGUUCUUGUACUGCUGCCUCUAGCUGGUUCCUGGGGGUUGUCAGGGAUUGCGUCUGUGGCUGAGCUGUCUCACUGAGAUGGGUGGGUAAAGGCAUAGAGCACAGCGGCCUCCUGCAGCUUUCUUUCCUCCCUUGGGUGGCUCCCUAAGAGGCCAGGUGAGAGUUUGCAAGGCCAUUGUCAGGACCUGGAGCCAAAGAUAGUAGGAAAGUGCCUGCCUUCUGCUGCCUGCACUCCUGAUCUCAUGCUGGCCAGCCUGAUGGCCAGUAAGUACCCUUGCCAGUCCCAAUGACUCGUGCUUUAUUUGUCCAGUUUAAUUCUACUGGUUUGUUAAGUGAUAUUUUGUAUGUCAGAGUGCCUUCUAUGCCAGGUGCUGUAUUUUUUGUCAGGAGACAGGGGGUCAGUAAACCGUGUGGGUUUAACCCAGCCUGCUGCCUAUUUCUGUGAAUAAAGUUUUAUCAGAACAUGGCCACAUCCAUUUGUUUAUUGUCGAUGGCUGCCUCCUCACCGCAGGGGCGGUGUUGAAUAAUUGGCAACAAACACUAUUGCCACAAUGAAUGUCCCACCAUCCAAUGGCAUUCUUUAGAGAAACAAAAUCAACAGGCUGGGUGUAUACAGAGCUUUGUUUUAAGGAAUUGACUCUGAUUUUGUGGACCUAGUGAGUGUGAAAGCUGCAGGGCAGCCAGCAGGCUAAAGCCCAGGAAACAGUUGAUGUUGCAGUUCAAGUUUCAAGGCAGAAUUCCUCCCUCUGGUGACCCCAGUCUUUGUCAUUAAGGCCUUCAACUGAUUGGAUGAGGCCCACCCACAUUAUGGAGGGUAUUCUGUUUUUCUCCAAGUCCACUGAUGUAAAUGUUAAUUACAUCUGAAAAAUACCUUCAUGGCAACAUCUACACUGGUGUUUGACCAAAACCUAAAUGCUCUGCCCAUGCCAGUGGACACAUCAGUUAGCCAGCACAGUCCCAAAGCACUUGCUGUCCGAACCUUUACCAAACAAGUUUGCUGACCACCGAAUGAGACAAGUGGUGCCACCCUGUGAAGAAUUCAGUCUGGUCCUCCUGUGUGUAGCUAUUUCCCCUCCGCGUAGUAAGCAGCCUGAGUCCCUCCCCUGCUGAGGGCCCUGUAGCCACUAGACACCACUCAAUGGUUUGUGUUACUCA